Messenger RNA from Lacerta agilis (Sand lizard), 700 nucleotides. Its product is annotated as parathyroid hormone 4-like. Gene Ontology annotation, cellular component: extracellular region. NCBI's taxonomy places the organism in Eukaryota, Metazoa, Chordata, Lepidosauria, Squamata, Lacertidae. Gene Ontology annotation, molecular function: peptide hormone receptor binding; hormone activity. The record is from RefSeq and is a predicted model, not a curated record. The coding region runs from base 56 to 535 and encodes 159 amino acids. Gene Ontology annotation, biological process: adenylate cyclase-activating G protein-coupled receptor signaling pathway; regulation of chondrocyte differentiation; osteoblast development. The transcript has 2 exons.
UUGCAUUUCAAUGUCCAUCUUAUUUCAUUUUGUUUAAUAGUUUACAAGAAAGAAGAUGCUUUUGUCCCAAAGAUAUCUACAGAUGGUGACAUUUUUGUCCAUUUUUUUUCUUGUUUGGUUUGCAACAUGUCAAGAAACCAAAACUAAGAGAGGAGUGGCAGAAUUCCAGUUCUUGCAUAACAAAGGAAAUCUCCGUGAAGAGUUAAACCGACUGAUUUGGCUCCACCAAGCCAUGGGAGGAGUGCACACAGCCGUGGGCAGGGACAUCCCGCAGGCACACAUUGUGUGGACCUCACCAAAGAACCAAGACCUCUCCGAUCUCUCUGAUGGAACUGGCAGAGAAGAGUCUCUAGAGAUGAUGAAGCAACUGCUGCUGGGAUUGCUGGAGAAGGAAGAGCCUGUUGCUGUCCUCAGGAAAACAAACGUGUUGCAGUAUCUAAAGAAUGUAAAGGGUAACCAGGACCUGCAAGAUCUUUCUGACAUAUUUCAAGGUAGAGAUCAAGAUGGCAAAAGAAAUCUCAGCACCCAGACAUAGAUUUCCUGACCGAACCUAUUGCAGUCCAACUGCUACUUGAGAUAUAUACACUGAGGGAGAUCAAAAGAAAAUUUGAUUAACAAAGAAAAGGUGUGUUUGUGCCAUUUACUACUCCUUCGCAUUGUUGAAAGGCCAGAACAUUUCCCCCUUAUUCCAAUUAUUAAA